Quercus robur (English oak) is the source of this 612-nucleotide messenger RNA. RefSeq names its product probable serine/threonine-protein kinase PBL1. NCBI's taxonomy places the organism in Eukaryota, Viridiplantae, Streptophyta, Magnoliopsida, Fagales, Fagaceae. Gene Ontology annotation, biological process: protein phosphorylation. The transcript is spliced from 2 exons. The record is from RefSeq and is a predicted model, not a curated record. Bases 1 to 612 code for a protein of 203 amino acids. Gene Ontology annotation, cellular component: plasma membrane. Gene Ontology annotation, molecular function: ATP binding; protein kinase activity.
AUGGCUCUGCAGGAUUCCAAUCCAGUGUUACUUGACUUUAGUCUGCGACCUGAUUGUACCAUUGCGAAACGGUAUCCAUGCACAGUAUAUUACGGUUAUGAUGGCUAUAUUGAUCCACUUUUUGUUCACAAUGGUUUUUGGGUGAAGAGAGCCGAUGUCUUUUCAUUUGGUAUUGUACUUUUAGGGCUCAUUACUAAAUUUGUCUUUGAUCAAUCCGAGUGCGAAGCUGCUCGUGAAUUUCCUGCAGGAUGGGCACAGAGACAGUACCAGCAGAAGUUGAAUUCUAGCUUACAACCAGUUGGCUGUUUACUUGUUCAUAAGAGCUUUGACAGUGCACCAGAUUUUGAUGUUUGUGAUGGAGUGGCAAUUACAAAGCUGGCAGUGCACUGUGCGGACUUAGAUGAAAGGAAACGCCCUACAAUGACACAAAUUGUUAAUUAUCUGCAGGGUAUACCUCUUUUCUCUGGGAAUUUUGGUGAUGCUUUACUGCGGGGAGGUUUAAUAGAUGAAUGGGACACACAAUCUACAGAAGAAACUGCUGGGAACAAAAAAAACAGAAAUGCAGAGAAUGAAAGGAAAUCUCUUUUGCCGUUGUUUGAUCACGAAGACUAA